CUUCAGUCUCGCUACCAGCUCCUCUUGAGCUCCAGGUUUUGGGAUUGAAAUACAUCUGCAUUGUCCAAGCUACCUAGUGGGAUAGGACCUUGCUACAAGCGUGUUGGACUUACUGUCAUUCUCUGUCUCCUCCGUACUAUCAAGCCUUACUUAUCCGCCAUGCCCGAGUUAGCGGAGGUCUCGCGCAUAGUGCAUUUCCUUCGCCAACACCUCGUGGGCAAGGUCCUUUCCAAGGUCUCUGUCCAAAAUGACGAUAUUGUCUACGGAAAGGCGGGAACCACCGCUGCGGAGUUUCAAAAGGCAGUGGAGGGAAAGAAAGUUGCUGGUGCCGGGCAACAGGGCAAGUACUUUUGGAUUACUAUGGCAUCGCCGCCUCACGUUGUAAUGCAUUUUGGUAUGGCGGGUUGGCUGAAGAUCCGAGACGCCGAUACAUACUACUACCGGACAGACAAACCAGAGGAUAAAGAGUGGCCACCUAAGUAUUGGAAGUUCUUACUCGAGACCGAUGGUGAACCGAAGACAGAGGCCGCUUUUGUGGAUUUUCGCCGACUGGCCCGGAUACGACUGGUGGACUGCCCGGCAGACGAAAUCCGCAAGUAUAGUCCUCUCAAGGAGAAUGGCCCGGAUCCGGUUGCCGAUAAAGAAGUUGUGACGGUGGAAUGGCUUGCGAAGAAGGUGGGCAGCAAGAAGGUUCCCAUCAAAGUCCUUCUUCUGGACCAAGCGAAUAUAAGCGGAAUUGGUAACUGGAUGGGGGACGAGAUUCUCUAUCAUGCCAAGAUACAUCCAGAGCAAUACAGCAACACCUUGAAUGGCGACCAAAUAAAAGACCUCCACUCGGCUAUGCAUUACGUCUGCUCGACCUCAGUUGAUCUGCUGGCAGAUUCUGAAAAGUUUCCCGCGGACUGGUUGUUCAAACAUCGGUGGAGCAAGGGCAAGAAGAAUACACCCUCCGUGCUACCUAAUGGAGACAAGAUCACCUUCGUUACAGUUGGUGGCAGAACCAGUGCAGUGGUCCCAAGUGUGCAGAAGAAGACGGGGCCAGUAGCCAAAGACAUCGACAGCACCGAUUCCCACAGUCCGCCAGCUAAAACUAAACGGAAACGGGCGCCGGCGGUAAAGGAAGAGGGUGAGCCGGAAGGCAGCGACAAUACCAAACCGAAGAAGGCGGGACCUAAGAGACAAAACAAGACGUCCAUCAAGAAGGAAGAUGAACCCGAGACCAAAAUGCCAGAAGAAACGCCAUCCACACGAAGGCGCUCGAGCCGGCUUAAGAAAUAAGGCAUUCUGUCUGUUCCAAUUUCUAUCCUAUGAUAUGGACACCCCUGUUAUAGACUUGUGUUACAUACAAUAGUUUAAUAGAGGACAAUGUUUGCC
Molecule: messenger RNA, 1374 nt
Organism: Aspergillus heteromorphus CBS 117.55
Lineage: Eukaryota; Fungi; Ascomycota; Eurotiomycetes; Eurotiales; Aspergillaceae
Product: putative formamidopyrimidine-DNA glycosylase
Exons: 2
Coding region: 160-1278 (372 amino acids)
Biological process (GO): base-excision repair
Cellular component (GO): nucleus
Molecular function (GO): DNA-(apurinic or apyrimidinic site) endonuclease activity; damaged DNA binding; zinc ion binding
Source: RefSeq, a predicted model, not a curated record